Messenger RNA from Neltuma alba, 1614 nucleotides. Its product is annotated as UDP-glycosyltransferase 79B30-like. The record is from RefSeq and is a predicted model, not a curated record. Lineage: Eukaryota; Viridiplantae; Streptophyta; Magnoliopsida; Fabales; Fabaceae. Gene Ontology annotation, molecular function: UDP-glucosyltransferase activity. The transcript has a single exon. Bases 73 to 1452 code for a protein of 459 amino acids.
GAAUCCAUUUCAGUCACCACACAGGAAAGAAAUAGAGUUCUGUUCUGCAAUUUUCACUAGUGAGAGACAGCCAUGGAUGAAGCUCCCUUGCACAUAGCCGUGUUCCCUUGGUUUGCUAUGGGGCACCUGAUCCCAUAUAUCCAGCUCUCCAACAAAUUAGCCAAGAGAGGUCAUAGAAUUUCCUUCAUCAUCCCCAGAAAAACGCGGUCCAAGUUAGACCAAUUUAAUCUCUACCCACGUCUCAUAACCUUCUACCCCAUCACUCUGCCUCCCUGUGAUGGUCUUCCUGAUUAUGCAGAAACUACUUCUGAUGUUCCUCCCCCCUUUUUUCGACUUAUCAUGGCAGCCAUGGAUCGAACUGAGAAUCAAAUUGAAGAACUUCUCCUUCAGCUAAAGCCACAAAUUGUCUUCUUUGACUUCGUUUAUUGGCUUCCAAACUUGGCUUGCAAACUAGGCAUCAAGUCUGUUCUAUUCUUGAUUAUUAAUCCCGCAACUGUAGGUUAUAAUGCAUCCCCAGCUAGGCUGCUUCAAGGAAGUAAGUUGACCGAAGCGGAUCUCAUGAAACCCCCUUCUGGAUUCCCUUCAUCUUCCAUGAAGCUUCAUCCCCAUGAAGCAAAAAUCUUUGCUUGGAGAAGAACUUUGGAUUUUGGAAAUGGGAUUUUCUUCCAUGACCGUUUAUAUAAAGGUCUGACACAAACAGAUGCUAUAGCAUUCAAAGGCAGCACAGAAAUUGAAGGACCCUUUGUGGACUAUCUUGCAAACCAAUAUGGAAAGCCAGCUCUGCUUUCAGGCCCUGUUGUCCCAGAGCCACCCACGUCUCGUUCGGAUGAAAAAUGGGCUCGAUGGCUCGAACAAUUCAAGGAGGAUUCCGUAGUUUAUUGUGCAUUUGGAAGCGAAUGCAUAUUACAGACAGCCCAAUUCCAAGAAUUGUUGCUUGGUCUUGAGAUGACAGGGUUACCAUUUUUGGUAGCACUACUUAAGCCACCAGGUGGAUUCGAGUCCGUUGAAGCAGCCAUGCCAGAAGGAUUCAAGGAAAGAGUUAAAGAGAGAGGGAUUAUUUACGGAGGAUGGGUUCAGCAACAAGUGAUCUUAGCUCAUUCAAGUGUAGGUUGCUUCAUAACGCAUUGUGGGGCAGGGUCUAUAACAGAGGGAUUGGUGAACAAGUGUCAGUUAGUGUUGCUUCCACAAACAUUACCAGAUCACAUCAUGAAUUCGAGGAUGAUGAGCUCUGAAUUGAAAGUUGGGGUUGAAGUAGAAAGAGGGGAAGAAGAUGGUUUGUUCUCGAGAGGAAGUGUGUGUAAGGCUGUGAAGAUUGUGAUGGAUGAUGAGAGUGAGACUGGGAAAGAGAUCAGAGAAAACCAUGCAAAAUUGAGAAGCUACUUGCUAAGCAACGAUUCGGAGUCUUCUCAUAUGGACCGUUUUUGUGAGAAGCUACGUGAUUUACUCAGGUGAUUUAUUUAUGGGUUCCACCUAAAACCGAGGCUCUUGAGUUUGUGUGGUUCAUGCUUUUGAGUUUUACUCUUUCGGGUGAUUUAUUGUUGUGCAUGGUGAAUAUCUUUCACUUUGGCUUUCUUAUUGUUCAUGUGCUUUUGAGAUGAUUCUAAGCUAAAAUGG